AUGCAGAUCUUUGUUAAGACUUUAACAGGAAAGACCAUCACCCUCGAAGUUGAGGGUUCAGACACCAUCGAGAAUGUCAAGGCUAAGAUCCAAGACAAGGAAGGUAUCCCACCCGACCAACAACGUUUGAUCUUUGCCGGUAAGCAAUUGGAAGAUGGUCGUACCCUCUCCGAUUACAAUAUCCAAAAGGAAUCAACCCUCCACUUGGUUCUCCGUCUUCGUGGUGGUCUCGAGCCAACCCUCGCCGCUUUGGCCAGAUCAUACAAGUGUGACAAAAAGAUUUGCAGAAAGUGUUAUGCCCGUCUUCACCCACGUGCUGUUAACUGCCGUAAGAAGAAGUGCGGUCACUCCAACAAUUUGAGACCAAAGAAGAAGCUCCUUAAAUAA
This is a messenger RNA of Heterostelium album PN500, 387 nucleotides long. RefSeq names its product ubiquitin-60S ribosomal protein L40 (gene ubqD). Gene Ontology annotation, cellular component: cytoplasm; nucleus; ribosome. Gene Ontology annotation, molecular function: protein tag activity; ubiquitin protein ligase binding; structural constituent of ribosome. Gene Ontology annotation, biological process: translation; modification-dependent protein catabolic process; protein ubiquitination. Lineage: Eukaryota; Evosea; Eumycetozoa; Acytosteliales; Acytosteliaceae. Bases 1 to 387 code for a protein of 128 amino acids. The transcript has 2 exons. The record is from RefSeq and is a predicted model, not a curated record.